AUGCACUUCAUAAUUCAGAAUAUUGAGAAGACAGCUCUGCUCUCUGAGCAUGUUAAUUUACUUAUCACUGAGAUAGAAUCUGAGACAGCAGAUCAGCAAAUGCAGGAUUUUGAGAUACAGAAUGAUCUGACUGAGAGAGAGCAGCAGAAACCCUCUUCUAAGAAGAUAGCAGAGAGAGAUUUUGAGAUGAUUAUCAUCUCAGAUGAGAAACAGAAGAAGAAGAAGAAUGAGAAGUGA
Molecule: messenger RNA, 237 nt
Organism: Blastomyces dermatitidis ER-3
Lineage: Eukaryota; Fungi; Ascomycota; Eurotiomycetes; Onygenales; Ajellomycetaceae
Exons: 1
Coding region: 1-237 (78 amino acids)
Source: RefSeq, a predicted model, not a curated record